AUGAAUUAUAAAUUAACAGAGCCUCUUUAAAGUUAAUCCUAACAUCCUCAAAUAGUAGGAGAAUUUAAAACUUAAAAAGGUAAAAUUAGAGUGCUUCAUGGGUAUACGAAUUAGAUUAUCGUUGCAAAUAAGAAAAAGCUCAUUUCAUUAUCAUUUGAGACAAAGUUUUCAUUAUUGAGAGAACCUGUCGAUGAAAAAUUCAAAGUAGGAAAACCCUUAGGAUUGUUGAUAGAAAGAGAAAAUAUUUAACAUAAAAUAACUCUAUUUUCAAAUGAUGUUUAAAUGAUAAAAAAUUGGAGAGAUUAUCUAGCCAAACAUAUAAAUUAAAGAGGAUUUCAUGAAAGUUUUAAGGCUCAUCGUAAAAUAGGGAAGGGCAACUUUGCUUCUGUAUAUUUGGCAGAUCGUUUAGAAGAUGAAAGAAGUUUUGCAAUUAAAGCAUUCUCCAAAGAAGUAGCUUAUGGAUAAGAUAAAGGGAAGGUAUUUAUAAAAACCAUCUUAGAUGUCAAUAUUAAAUGAAAUAGCAAUAAUGAGAUAGCUUGAUAGUUAUGCACUGAUAAAAUUGCAUGAAGUGUAUGAGACUGAUAAUUCUCUAUAUAUGGUACUUGACCUAUUAGAAGGUGGCUCAUUAUAUGACAAAGUAAAAAAUAGACCAUAGUUUAAUGCAUUUGAAAUUGAAGUGCUUAUUUUUAGUCUUUUGGAAGGACUUCAUCAUAUGCAUUCGAAAAAUAUAAUGCAUAGAGAUUUAAAACCAGAAAAUAUUUUAUUUAGAAAAUAGGGGUAAUUCAAUAAUUUUAUUAGAAGUAUUAUAUAGUCUGUUUGUAUUGCUGAUUUUGGAUUAGCAUAACGAUCUGAUGAAUAUCCAUAUUUAUUUAAUCGAUGUGGUACUCCAGGAUUUGUAGCUCCAGAAGUUAUAAAUUGUAAAGAUGGAGGACGAUAUGAUCCAAUUUGUGAUGUUUUUAGUUUAGGAUUAAUAUUUUAUAUUUUGUAAGUUGAUAUUUUUGGAUUUUAGACUAACCGGAAAACCAGCAUUUCCUGGUAAAAGCUAUAAUGAUGUUUUGGGGAAAAACAGAAAAUGUGAAAUAUCAUUUGAUGCUUCACUUUUUGAGAAUGUUCCAUAAUAAGCUUAUGAUCUAUUAAUGAAAUUACUUGAUAAGAAUCCAAAAACAAGAAUAUCUGCUUAAUAAGCAUUAAAUCAUGGUUAUUUUGGUAGAAGAUUAAAAUAAAUUGAUGAAAAUGAAGAUAAUGCAUUACGAAAUUAAGAAGAAUAAUUAAAAUUUGAUAAAUAAAGGUUAAAAUAAUUAAAUAAUUCCCCAUUACAUUCACCAUUAAUAGCUGCAUCUUCUAAAUUAAGAAAGGAUAGUUCAAAUGAUAGUUUGUAUUAAUAAAGUCCUUUAUUAAGUGGACGAACAGAUUAAAUAGGUAUUAAAAUAUUUUAUAGUAGAUUCACCCUUAAUUAACAGUUUCAAUAGUCCAUCUGCAUAAGGUAGAUAAUUAAAUAGAAAUGAAUAAUAACAACAGAAGCCUUCUAGAUUUAGUAAUAAUGAUGGAAAUAAUACAUUAAAUGAAGGAAAUUCAAAAGGGAAUUCUACUCAAGCUAAAUCUUUUAGUUUAAAUUAAAAUCCUUUACACAAAUAUGCAAUACGAAAUGAAAUGGCUAGAUAAUAAAAUUAGUAAGAAUAAAAAUAAUGA
Messenger RNA from Paramecium pentaurelia, 1689 nucleotides. The record is from the annotation of a GenBank genome assembly. Lineage: Eukaryota; Ciliophora; Oligohymenophorea; Peniculida; Parameciidae.